Eptesicus fuscus (big brown bat) is the source of this 4034-nucleotide messenger RNA. It is a transcript of the gene FOSL2, whose product is annotated as FOS like 2, AP-1 transcription factor subunit. Gene Ontology annotation, biological process: regulation of transcription by RNA polymerase II. The record is from RefSeq and is a predicted model, not a curated record. Bases 1001 to 1975 code for a protein of 324 amino acids. The transcript is spliced from 4 exons. Gene Ontology annotation, cellular component: nucleus. Gene Ontology annotation, molecular function: DNA-binding transcription factor activity, RNA polymerase II-specific; RNA polymerase II cis-regulatory region sequence-specific DNA binding. Lineage: Eukaryota; Metazoa; Chordata; Mammalia; Chiroptera; Vespertilionidae.
UGCUGCUGGCGUCAGCGCAGCCGGGAGAACAGGCAGGGAGGGGAGCGCUGCGCCCGCCCCCUCUCGCGCCUCUUCCUCCUCCUCCUCCUGGGCCUCCUUCCCCCGCCUCCCCGCGCGCUCCUCCCCGCAAGGUUGACGUGAGUGAAUCCACAUGGUACAGGGGCUGGAGAAUAAAGAGUGUGGAGUUGAACUCGUGCCAUUGUAGUGACUCAUCUCGGGCAGAGCACAGGGGCUCCGAGCGAACCAGCGAGCAAGUGAGCGGCGCUCGGCGGGGACCGAGGGAGAGAGAGACGCGGACGGGCGAAGCGGGCCUGUCCAGGAGCGGGCGCCCGGGGAAGGGGUGCAGGUCCAGUCGCCCGAGCCGCGGUGCCGGGAGCGGGGCCGCGUCCCUCUCAGCUUUGAAUCCCACGGGCUACGGGACGGUCGCAGGCUGCCUUCUCCCAAUCCAGUGUCCGAGCCGCUCCGAAACUCCGGCGGCGCGUUGGCCACAGGAAGUUUAUUUUCAGUGUCUUUUCUAAAAGGAGGAAAUAGAAGUUUCUCCAAGCGGGCAGCCUUUCUCUUCGCCUUAUUUUGCCCUGCCCGAAAUCGGGGGGUCCGCAGACCGGGCUGCUGGCGUGACUCGCCGGGCUCCCAUUCUUUUCUAAUUUCCAAUUUUUGAUAGAACCGGCGGUCCCGGCUGGGCUCCGACUGCGCGCGGGGGCGGGAGGGCGCGCGCGCAGGGGAGGGACCGAGGGACGCGCCGACUUCUUAGAGGGAGGGACUGGGUCCCGCGGCGCCGGUCGAGCAGGAAAGAAGUGCGGCGCCCGGCGCUCAGGGGCCACUGUUCCCGGGUGUCGCCGCCUCCCGGUUCGUGCCGCCGCCGUGGGGGAGAAGCCGGGGAGCGGAGACUACAGCCCAGGCGCAGCCCGCGGGGAGCGAGCGCGCAGCAGCCGGUGCGCGGCCGCGGCAAGGGCGGGGAAAGAAAGGCACCCUGUUUCCGCUCGGGCCCCCACCGCGGAUCAUGUACCAGGAUUAUCCCGGGAACUUUGACACCUCGUCCCGGGGCAGCAGCGGCUCUCCUGCGCACGCCGAGUCCUACUCCAGCGGCGGCGGCAGCCAGCAGAAAUUCCGGGUAGAUAUGCCUGGCUCCGGCAGUGCCUUCAUCCCCACCAUCAACGCCAUCACGACCAGCCAGGACCUGCAGUGGAUGGUGCAGCCCACGGUGAUCACCUCCAUGUCCAACCCGUACCCCCGCUCGCACCCCUACAGCCCCCUGCCGGGCCUGGCCUCUGUCCCUGGGCACAUGGCCCUCCCGAGACCCGGCGUGAUCAAGACCAUCGGCACCACUGUGGGCCGCAGGAGGAGAGAUGAGCAGCUGUCCCCUGAAGAGGAGGAGAAGCGGCGAAUCCGGAGGGAAAGGAACAAGCUUGCCGCUGCCAAGUGCCGGAACCGCCGUCGGGAGCUGACGGAGAAGCUGCAGGCGGAGACGGAGGAGCUGGAGGAGGAGAAGUCGGGCCUGCAGAAAGAGAUCGCCGAGCUGCAGAAGGAGAAGGAGAAGCUGGAGUUCAUGCUGGUGGCCCACGGGCCCGUGUGCAAGAUCAGCCCAGAGGAGCGCCGGUCGCCCCCGGCCUCCGGGCUGCAGCCCCUGCGCGGCGGCGGCGUGGGCGCCGUGGUGGUGAAGCAGGAGCCCCUGGAAGAGGACAGCCCCUCGUCCUCCUCGGCGGGGCUGGACAAGGGCCAGCGCUCUGUCAUCAAGCCCAUCAGCAUCGCCGGGGGCUUCUAUGGGGAGGAGCCCCUGCACACCCCCAUCGUGGUGACCUCCACGCCUGCCAUCACUCCGGGCACCUCGAACCUCGUCUUCACCUACCCCAGCGUCCUGGAGCAGGAGUCGCCCGCCUCGCCCUCGGAGUCCUGCUCCAAGGCUCACCGCAGGAGCAGUAGCAGCGGGGACCAGUCCUCAGACUCCUUGAACUCCCCCACCCUGCUGGCUCUGUAACCAGCGGGCCGGGGGUCCUCAUCGCUGCCUCCUCCCCGGGGACCGGCACCUUCCAGCGCUCCGGGGCUGCGAGGGCACGAGGGGGCCCUGCCAGCGAGCUUCCUGGCUCUGGGACUGAGGAGGCACGGGCAAGAGGCGCUGGAGGACCAACCUGGGUGAUCUCUGAGAAGUCCCGGAACCUCCUCCCUCGUCCACCUGGCAAAGCAAAUCCUGUUUCUUGAAACGCCUUGGAGAACGGAGUGGGCGCCGGGCAUCUCUCUGGCUUCUGACGCGCCUGAAGCUGGUGUGGACCAUUCCUGUGCCGUGGUUACGCAGCGUCUCUGGAGUGAGGGUGCCCUUCCCUGCCCACCGAGCAUGCCCGUGGCCUUUCGGUAUCACCUUCCCUCCAUUUGCCACUUCUGCUCCCCACCCACCCCCACCCCCCCAGUGUCAAUUUCACUUCCUCUUGGUUUUUAUCCAAUUUGCCACGACAUUUCAUCUGGGUGGUCUAACUAUUAAAACUUCGUUUCUGGAGACGUGGCAGCAGGUGGCUCUCCUGCUGGGGCGGACUUGUCCAGAGGGGACAAUGUGCAAUACGGAACCUUCCUCCCCCGACACUCCCCGUCACUACCGGCUCCGGAGGCCCCGGCAGAGCUCCGUGGGCCCUGGAGGAGACGCCCCGGCCUGGGGAGGCUCAGGACCGUCCUCCCCACCAUCGGAGACGUCCCCCGGCUCUCCGCGGAGCGGCUUGGCCAGAAGACAGGGCGUGAGGGAGACAGCCAGGGCACAGGUUGUGUUUGCCAAAUGCCUAAUUAACAGGCCAGGAAUAGUGCCAACUAGCCACACGGUGUUCUCGCCGGCUUCCUUCACCUGGUGUCUUGAGCAGGACGUCUCCUGUAAUUACUGCCUCGCCUCUCUGCCCCUGGACCCUUCUCUGCAGACCAGGGAGGUGUCCCUCCCUCGGAACCACACGUCACUCCUUGUCCCAGCGGCUCUGCCCUCCCCACCCUGGCUCUUAGGGUGACGCCACCACAGAGGUUUAAUGAGCUUGGGCCUGGACCCUCCCCAGGUGGCUGCAGGUGGCCCCUCCCCAGGCUUCAAAGGCGCCUUCACUGUGGAUGGAAGGCAGGGGAGGGAGGAGGCGGCAGCGGAGUGGGGUUUGCCUCACCCCCGCCCGGGUACCCGGCUUGCCCUGUCCUGGCUGCUCAUCACUCUGAAGUGCCCAUGGCCAUUGGAUGGGUCAAGUGCGGGUCAAGUGCUUUCUCUUUAGACUCCCCAUCCCCCUGACCCCAGUGUGUUCCUCGGGUCCAACGGCUGGCCCAGAGCGGUUGCUAUGGCUUAACGGCUUGUGCCCCAUUCCCGGGGCCGGCCGCUGAGAUGCGAGAUCAGAUGAGAUGCUCUCCCUGCCAGACAGCUGCCCCCUUCCCACAGGGGGAGGGGAGGGAAGCUCCCUCUGGCCCUGAAGAGCAAAGCUCAGCGUGGCCCCUGCCUCCCACCCGCCCAGCCUUUUUCUCACAGCCUCUUUGGCCUCUGCUGGGCUGGCGCUCCGAGGGAGCCCGGCUGUCCUGACCCAGCUCUGGAGAUUAUUGUGUGAUAAUUUAAACUGUUUCGCAGUUGUUUAAAUCAAACCCGGUGGGGGGUCAAAGGAGAGGGCAGUGGCACUGGGAGCACACCUGUUCCUUCACACACCUGGGCCUCUGCUGGUCAGUUUCAUGUCUGUCACCUACUAGACACAAGAGUGGGAUGGUGCGUGCUUAGGAUACACCGCCCGCUGGGACUGGAAGCCGCGUGUGGAAGGAGACGCCUAGAGAAAAGGGGUGUUUUCUGAACACACUUUACAGAUGCCGUUUCCCACAUCCCUUGUCUGUGACGCUGCCCUGCAGUUCCAGAGGCUGUGGGAGGGGUGUGCCUAAUUAGAAGGGGCAGGAGGGGUUCCGGCUUCAGGUUAAUCAAAAGAAGAAGCCGGCCAGGGGAAGCCCAGCUCGGAGGAGCUUCAUCAUCUCAACUGGUGUUUGUGGCCAAGUGGGAGCUCUUAGCCUCUCUCUCUCUCUCUCUCUCUCUCUCUCUCUCUCUCUCUCUC